CCGGGGCCCCGCACUGACCGGCCCAUGGCGCCGCCCGCCGCCCGCCUCGCCCUGCUCUCUGCCGCGCUGGCGCUGGCCGCCCGCCCCGGACCCGGCCUCGGACCCGGACCCGGACCCGGACCGGCGCCCGAAUGUUUCACGGCAAACGGAGUCGACUACAGGGGCAGGCAGAACUGGACGGCACCGCACGGAGGGAAGGCCUGCCUCUUCUGGAAUGAGACCUUCCAGCACCCCUACAACACUCUGAAGUACCCUCAUGGAGAGGGGGGCCUGGGGGACCACAACUACUGCAGGAACCCCGAUGGAGAUGUAAGUCCCUGGUGCUAUGUGGCCGAGCAUGAGGAUGGCAUCUACUGGAAAUACUGUGAGAUCCCAGCUUGUCAGAUGCCUGGAAAUCUUGGCUGCUACAGAGACCAUGGGAACCCCCCUCCUCUGACUGGAACAAGCAAGACGUCCAAUAAGCUCACAAUUCAGAACUGCAUCAGUUUCUGUCGGAGUCAGAAAUUCAAGUUUGCUGGGAUGGAAUCUGGUUAUGCUUGUUUCUGUGGCAAUAAUCCCGAUUACUGGAAGUACGGGGAGACAGCCAGCACUGAAUGCAACAGCGUCUGCUUUGGGGACCACACCCAGCCCUGUGGUGGCGAUGGCAGGGUCAUCCUCUUUGACACGCUAGUCGGAGCCUGUGGGGGCAACUACACCACCGUGUCCGCGGUCAUCUACUCCCCCGACUUUCCCGACACGUACGCCGCCGGGCGGGCCUGCUACUGGACCAUCCGCGUCCCCGGGGCCUCCCGCCUCCUCUUCAGCUUCACCCUGUUUGACAUCAGGGACUCAGCAGACAUGGUCGAGCUGCUGGACGGCUACACCCACCGCGUCCUGGUGCGAUUCAGUGGCCGCAGUCGCCCUCCGCCGUCUUUUAACGUCUCCCUGGACUUUGUCAUCUUAUACUUCUUCUCUGACCGUGUCAAUCAGGCCCAGGGAUUUGCUGUCAUAUACCGAGCUCUCGAGGAGGAGACACCUCCAGCAGGGCCCACCCUCAACCAGAGCCUCACUGAGGUGAUCACCGAGCAGGCUAACCUCAGCAUCAGUGCUGCCCGAGCCUCCAAGGUCCUCUACGUCAUCACGACCAGCCCCAGCCACCCUCCCCGGGCCGUCCCAGGGUGGACAGUGUAUGGCCUCGCAAGCCUGCUCAUCCUCACCGUUACAGCCAUUUUAGCCAAGGUCCUCCUGCACAUCACAUUCAAGGCCCAGCACGCAGCUGCUCCUGGGGAGCUAAGGGACUGCCACCAGCCUGGGCCUCCGGGAGAGAUCUGGAGCAUCUUCUACAAGCCCUCCACCUCUGUCUCCAUCUUCAAGAAGAAACUGAAGGGCCAGAGCCAGCAGGAUGACCGCAACCCCCUCGUGGGUGACUAAGCAGGCCGCUGGGCCUGGCCGACACCCCCUCCCCAGCUUUGUCCUCGGUACCAGGGCCCCCCCACGGCCGGGUCACAGGGCCUCCCUCACACUCAGCCCCAUCCCCACCCCUGCCAUAGACCAAAGCUGAGGCUCUGGGCCGGCGAGGCGGCCCUCUCCUUCCACCCUGCCCUUUGUCUGGCCACCGGCUCCUACCAGUCAGUAAGAGUCUGGAUGCAGGCUUGGCCUGGGCCUGGAUUUGACAAAUCUAAGGUUAGCCACAUGUCCGGGUCUAGACAGUGAGACUUCGCAUUAGGCCGUGGCCCGCUCAGCGCCCCUCCCUGGCCAUGUGCUCGGUCCUCUGCUUCCCUUCUAUCUCAGUAGUCCAAGGGCCACCACCAUGGGCCCUCCUUGGCCUGCCUCUGUGCCCAGUGCUGAAGACGGCUCACUUCCCCAGUGGCCUGGAGUGGGCAGCCCCGUCCCAGCCCUGGCAGCAUCAGGUGGGUCUGAUGUUCUGGGCGGCCUGUCUGGUAGAGCAGGCUCGAGGAGCGGGCAUUCCCAGGAGCUGAUCCAAGGUCAUCUGACUCCGCCAUGAUGCCCUGAACAGGCAUCGGUGUGGCUGAGGCCCCUGGGAUGCUGUGCUGACUCUGCAGGGGUCGCCCUGCUGCAGAGGCUUCCCGCUCCAAGGGUGAUGUGGCCAUCUCCCCUCCCCCUCCCCCUCCCCGCCAUCCGGAGACCAGAGGGGGUGUCCAAAGAAGUGACCAGCACAGACCCACAGAGAGGCCUCUGAGAAACAGAUGCUUCUAGCCCUUAGGCCCCCAGGACUGAGCCCCAGCUGCCUUGGGCUGGGGACUGAAGGCUGUCGCUAUUUUAAAAGUUCCACGGCCAUUUGAGAACAGCAGCUGAGAGCAGAGCAGCUCGCCUCCGAGGGGCCCCCUGGGCUUUGUGUGGGUGUCUGGCCGGUGCCAUCUGUCUGAGGAGGGGCCUUUGUGCUGGGCUGGCUUCUGACUUCACACACACGGUAUUUUAAGUUCUGUGCAUACCUCCCCAAAGUCACUGAGCCACUCCCCAGUGAGUUCUGUCCCAACUCUGCAGCGGGCAUGGAAGAACAGCUGGGUUCCGUCUGCUUGGGGGGCGGUGGCUGGUAACCUGAGUCGGGGGCAAGGACAAAGGAAGAGGAAGAGCUGAAGACGCACAAGCCAGACCCUCGCAUGUGGAGGAAUGUGGCCGCAGCUUUGCUUUAAGGGCCCAUUGGGAUGUGACGGGAGCGGGGGUCUCAGUCUGGCUCUGGGGCCUGAGGGAGGAGGCAGGAGCUGUGUCCUUAGCUGGGGGUCUUUGGGGAGUGCAUCCUGCUAGCAGGGCCACCCCACCAGGCUAUUCUCAGUGCUCCUGGGAUCUGCUUACAAACACUUGGGACAGGUGUGUGCAGCCGAGGGGCCUGGGCUGAGAAUAGCCCCGCAUGAGGCACCGGGCCCUGAAGUCCAGCCAAGGUCCCCUCCCAGCACAGGAGUGGCUGUCGGGUUGGCCUUUAGGAAAGUCUUCCUCACCCCACCUACUCCACACAGGCAUGAGGAGAUGAGGCCAAAAGCCCAGAGUAGCCGUCUAGGACACUCACCGGCCAGCUCUCUCUGCCUGUCCACCUGGGUUCUGGAAUGAGCUGGUCAACACCAGGUUCCCCUGGGUACUUCCCCUAGAGAGCCCCCAAGAAAACAAAUACCCAUCUGGGAAGGGGGGUGGGCGGGUACCAGACUCCAAGAAAACAUCUGAGAAAGGCGGAGGAGCCCAGGCCCAAAGGCUCAUCCUUUUCCAGAGCAAGCCAGGGUGACCAUCCAGUCAAAUGAGAGACUUAAAACUCAGCAUGUGAGAGGAGCUUCUGAGGGCCUUCUCAGGGAGGAAGGGAUGGGUGCGCUCACUACCCCAGGCCAUCAGCCUCCCAGCAGGUCCGGCACCCAGGGGGCCUCCCCGUCCAGGGGGAGGGCGGCAGUUCAGGACCUCCCUGGGAAGUUCUCCUGUGAUAAGUUACGGACGGCCUGACUGAGGCAGAGGGGCCCUGCUAGGUUUCCUAGUGUCUGCUGGGUCCCAGGCCCAAGAAUGUAGGCUCAGUAGAUGGCUGCCCCUUGCCCGGGUCCAGCUGCUCCUGCCAGGCAGAGGGGGCCGGAACUCGAGGCCCCACCACCCUCUUCCCUUCCCUCCUCAUCUGUAAGCAUGACCUCUCAAGGCCUUUCCAGCUCGAAAAGAUUGUUCUGUCUCCCUUCGGGGGCCUCGCUUUCCAUGGGGUUGUGUUGUGGUGAGCCAGGGUCUGCCAGUGUAGACUCUGGGGGGGCUAUACUUAGUCAUGAAAAGCACUUAUGUGAACGGCAGCACUCGUUUGCCCUGAAUCCCCAGCUCCCUGGGUCCGAGGCCCACUCUCCCCGUCCGUGCCAACCCCUCAGUGAGUCUGAAUGGCACACGCACGCAUGCACAUCGCUGGCAUUCACUGCGGGCUUCAGGUCGGGUCGUUUCCUCUUGGUGCGUCUGCUUUCCUCAUCUUGCCCUUGGGCAUGUGAUGGUGCUUCCUCUGCUGCCCUUGUUUCCCUUCCCCCUCCUUGUGGUUAGACCCCUUGCCAAGUCUCUGGCUGGGGCCUCUCUGGCCUGGGGUCUAAUUCCCGAGCUUUUCGACCCCACUCACCUUCCUUCCCUCCAUCCCUCCCCUCUCCCAUCAGAGCACAGGCCCCUCAAGUGACCCCCUCUCAGGCCAUCCACCCACCUGCAGAAUGGCCUCCCCAGCCAAGAGCCGGGAGAGAGAAGCAUUGGACCUCGGCGUCCACGUGAGGAGGCUGUCAGAAGGCUGAAGUGGGGGCCCCUCUCCCCGCCUCCAGAGAGAGGCCGCCAGUGGCAUUCACACACUCCGGCGGAGAACGUUGCGAGUCCUCUGUCUGGAUUUUUAUCUUUGGAAGAUGAAGUUUGAUUUGUAAAUACGCUCUUAAUAUGCAACUUUGGGAAUAAAAUAGAAACAUCAUGGAUUUUAAGAUGGAAGAUGAAGUGUGACACACUGUGUACAAUUUAAUAUAUAUUUUUAGGAAUUUUGUUAUUUAAGAAAAUGGAAUGUGCUGGUACUUUACAGAAAAGAGAGAAAGAAAUAUUAUUUUACUGUCUGGAGAAAAUAAAUUUUCUCAUUGUU
This is a messenger RNA of Phascolarctos cinereus (koala), 4549 nucleotides long. It is a transcript of the gene KREMEN1, whose product is annotated as kringle containing transmembrane protein 1. Gene Ontology annotation, biological process: multicellular organism development; Wnt signaling pathway. Gene Ontology annotation, cellular component: plasma membrane. NCBI's taxonomy places the organism in Eukaryota, Metazoa, Chordata, Mammalia, Diprotodontia, Phascolarctidae. The record is from RefSeq and is a predicted model, not a curated record.